GCUUAUAGACAGCUCACUGCGCAUGUGAAUAACAUUAGCUUCUGUCUAAUCAAAUAUAUGCGAGAUGGGAAAAAAAUUGUACAAUAAUGUAAUGUUCUGCAGAAAAUGGAUGUUUCAAAGUUUCACCUCUCAUUAAAAUGAAUGGCUGAGUGCAUCCCUGAUCUUCAGAUUCCUGAGUAAAAUGAUGUUCUGUAUAAUGCACCACAACAAUCAACAAGGGCUUUUAAUGAAGAAACAACAUAGCAGGUGUGAGGUUUGAUGAUACAAACAACUCUAGCUGUGUCUAAUACAAGAUAAAUGGCACUCAUCAAGAAACGUGUUUUUUCUCUGUCAGCAUCACCCAAACAACUCACACAGAGUGUGUAUGAUUUCUAAAUAUCUUGUCCUGCUCUGUGUCUGCCAGAUGGCUUAUGUAACUGAGAUCAGACUGAACGGAGGUCGGGGCGCCUGGAGCAGAGUGGCUCCCUCCUCCUGCCCGGAGGUGGACCUGGAGGUCAUCGAGGAAUACUUGCAGGAGCACUCACUGGAGGUCCAGCCUGCGCACACAUCUGCUGCACCUCCAUCCACCAUGGGGCAACAAAUGCACACACACUCCCACCAGAGCACCAGGAUCAUAGAGAACAGCUGGUCAGGUCAGCAUCCAUAUGAGUGGCAUUGUGGCUCUCACACUCCUAAUGAGGAAUAUGAAGAGCAAGCACUGCCUCCCACCUGGCCUAGUCCCCAUGACAACCAAUGGGACCACAUUGCGUAUUACUACGAGGCACCUGCAUACAUUGACUCAGACUCACUGUCCAGUAGCUCCCAGUACCAGGAAUACCAAGAUCCCCCAUCACCAAUGUCUGACAGGGGUGGCAGGAAUGACGGAGACUCUCUGCCUCUUGCCCCACUUUCAGGAAAGAGGAAGGAGCGGUUGUUCCAGUUCCUGUUCGAGAUGCUCCAGACUCCAUCGAUGCGUAGCUGCAUCUGGUGGGUCCAAUCCCCCUCUGGCACGUUCCAGUUCUCCUCCCAAAACAAGGAGUGCCUGGCCCAGCUGUGGGGACGGCGAAAAGGUAAUCGCAAGACCAUGACCUACCAGAAGAUGGCCCGGGCGCUGAGGAACUACUCCCGCACCGGUGAGAUAAAGAAGGUGAAGCGGAAGCUCACCUACCGGUUUGAUGAGAAGACACUGAGGGGCCUACAAGGAAACUCUAUUACAGUGUAGGAAACGUGAUGAAGAGUGUAUAUAUGCAGAGAAAUAGAAUAAGCACAAUGGAUAUUUAGAUGGUUGUCCCAUUAAAGUGUAACUUCUCCCCCAGGUCUGAGAGCAGAUAAGAGGGCGUUAACAUUAUUAGUUCUAAUACAUUUUAUGCUACAGAUAAGUCCCAACCUGUCGACUAUGUCAACAUUGGCCUUGUGAGGGUUAGAGCGGAUAUAACAUGGAUGAUGAUGCGUGUUGUGCCAGUUUCGUCCCAUGAAAUUCAGAUUUUCACAAAUCUAUUAAGAAAUGUCAUUAACACAAGCCUUUCUUUUUUUUCAUCCCAGUAAAGUCUUAUAUUUAGUGUUCAGCUCAAAAAACAUUGUCAAUGUCCUUUCUUUUGAUUCUAUUUCUAUGCCAUGUCGAAACAAAUGAGUACUAAGUAUUUGAAAAGCUAGACGAUGAAACACUGUAGGUCAGACUGGCAGUAAAACAUAUGUAAAUCUAAAAGGUUAUCACAUAAUAUCUACUUUAUAAGUAGAACUUAAAUCCUUCUUAAAAUGAAGGCGUGUUUCCUGAUUUUGUGAGAUAUAAGAAAAUGUUGAGACAUGUAUAAACAUGUGUUUGUGUCAAGUUGUAUUAAGAUGAAAUAAAAUAAAAUAUUUUCAGAAUACCUGG
Molecule: messenger RNA, 1852 nt
Organism: Pseudoliparis swirei
Lineage: Eukaryota; Metazoa; Chordata; Actinopteri; Perciformes; Liparidae
Product: transcription factor PU.1
Exons: 4
Coding region: 365-1201 (278 amino acids)
Biological process (GO): regulation of transcription by RNA polymerase II; cell differentiation
Cellular component (GO): nucleus
Molecular function (GO): DNA-binding transcription factor activity, RNA polymerase II-specific; sequence-specific DNA binding
Source: RefSeq, a predicted model, not a curated record